UCUGGCAACAACAAGCAUCCGCGCAAUGAGCGACACGGCCUCGCCGAGACCAAGAAAGCGGCGACGCGUGAGCGCGUCCCCGGCCCCAGGCAUAACCCUCGACGACACGGCCUUCCCGCACAUCCUCGACCAAGUCCUAACCUACGCUUCCCUGCCCACGCUCUACACCCUGCGGCUCGUCUCAAGGUCCGUCCAGACGCGCGUAGACACGCUCCUCUACACGCAUGUGCGCCUCUCCCUCUCCGCGCAAGACGAGGACGCCGACGGCGAGCCCUACGGCGUGGUGAUGUCCGGUCUCGACGCUAAGCUGCCAGGCUUCUGGCCGCGCACGUCGCAGUGGUGGUCGUUCGCAGUCGGCCUCACGCGGCCAGAGGACUCGCACACCGAGCCCGCGCGCGACGUCGUAGCGGACAUCACGCCUCCGCAGCGGCGCGCGCAGCUCGCGCGCUGGUCCGGCGCGCUAGCGCACGUCCGCACGCUGGACGCCGAGACGGGCGGCAUUGCGGCCGGGUGGAUCGCGCUCCAUGUCCCCCGGCUCCGCACGCUGCGCGUCUUCUCCGACGAGAAGGGGGUGUAUCCCUCCCGCCUGCCGUCGGCGCACACGCUCGUCAUCUUCCCGCCGUCCCAGCCCAGCCUCGAGACGACGAACGGGCCAAGCUACGCCCCGCGGACGCGACACAAGGCGGCGCGCACGCUGCCGCUCGGCGCCAAGCGCGUAGUCUACCACGUCAAGUUCCCCGUUGCGCCUGACCCGCUCCUCGUGUGGUCCUGGCCCGAGGGGUACAUUGCCGACGAGGAGGUGUUCGUGUUCUCCGACUCGGCACCGAAUAUCGUGCCGGGCGAGUUCUUCGUGUGCCAGGCCGUCAUGCGGCACGGCGUCUCGCGGCGCUUCCCCAAACUCGCGGCCGAGGUCGCGCGCCGCAUACGACGAGGGGUCAAGGUCACGCUGGUCGACUACGACCUGAUUGACGGCAUCUGGCUCCAGUUCGAGCCGGGCAGCAUGCGCCGCCAGCUGCUCGACUGUAUCGGCGAGCUGUUGGCCCAGGAGGAGGAGGGCAAAGAGGCUGAUCUCGUGCUGCCUGUCCCUGCUGGCGCGGUGGACGAGCUGCUGCACUUUGUCAGCGGCGAGGAGUGGCGCGCGGGCCUGAGUGAUGAGGACGCCGCGCUGUUCGCCGUGCCGGAGAGAGCUACUGCACUGCUGGAGCGCGUGAGGGAGAAGAACCACGCCGAGGACAAGCUCUCCAGCAUGAUUAUCAACACGCUCCGACAUGAGAUUCCCGGCCCGCACCCGUUUGACGACUAG
This is a messenger RNA of Vanrija pseudolonga, 1303 nucleotides long. RefSeq lists its product as uncharacterized. Bases 26 to 1303 code for a protein of 425 amino acids. NCBI's taxonomy places the organism in Eukaryota, Fungi, Basidiomycota, Tremellomycetes, Trichosporonales, Trichosporonaceae. The record is from RefSeq and is a predicted model, not a curated record. The transcript is spliced from 2 exons.